Messenger RNA from Marmota monax (woodchuck), 3085 nucleotides. RefSeq names its product fibrous sheath interacting protein 1 (gene Fsip1). The transcript has 13 exons. NCBI's taxonomy places the organism in Eukaryota, Metazoa, Chordata, Mammalia, Rodentia, Sciuridae. The coding region runs from base 186 to 2030 and encodes 614 amino acids. The record is from RefSeq and is a predicted model, not a curated record.
CAGCGUUUCUAGAGGCAGAAGGGCUUUGAACCGGUCGCAUCUUCACCCCCAGAGGCUGCGUUGGCGGGAAAGACUCCUCCCCUUUGGGGAGAAGUGUGAUACUGAGUGUGAGAGGCGCAUUUUUGAGCGAGUCGGUUCCCUAACGCCUGGCGGUUAGCUCUGACUUCCCGCCAAGAAGGAUACCAAUGGAUAUUAUAAAGGGAAACCUAGAUGGGAUUUCAAAACCAGCCUCAAAUUCAAGAACACGUCCUGGGAGCAGAAGUUCAAAUGCAAGUUCUCUGGAGGUGCUCUCACCAGAACCAGGUUCCUUCAAGGUUGAUACUGUAAGCACAUUGAAUUCUGGUAAGGAGGACCACUCAGAAAGCAGUAAUACAGAGGAAGGAAGAUAUAAUAAUGAUGAUAAAGGGGCAAACUACUCUGAGAAAAUAAAACUGGCUAAACAGGGGCCAGUUGAAGAUCUGGACUUGAUUCAACAUCAGAUGAUCCCUGAAUGUUCAGAUGAAACCAAAUUAAAAGAAGUAGACUCUCAACUUCAAGAUGCUAUUUAUAAAAUGAACAGACUUGAUAAAAUAUUGGCAAAAAAACAAUACAGAGAAAAAGAAAUUAAGAAGCAAGGUCUAGAAAUGAGAAUAAAGUUGUGGGAAGAACUUAAGUCUGCAAAAAAUAGUGAAGCUUUGCAAAGUAAUGAGGAGAUGGAAAAUACAAAGAAAUUUUUAUCUUUGACUGCUGCAUCUGAAGAAACUAUUGUAGAUCUUUCUCAUCGUGAGGAUGAAGAUACCUUUUUCCCAGUGUUUCACACUCAGAUAUCUCCAGAAGAAUAUGAAAACCAUAUGCAAAAUGCCAAUCAAGAUUUUGCCUAUGAUGUGGAAGGAAAUGAGUCAUUGAUCAAAGCAGAAAAGAAACCUUUCUCAAAUACAGAAAAAUUUGAGCUCAGGGGUAAACACAACCACGAUUUUGUUAAGCGAAACAUUGAGUUGGCUAAGAAUUCAAGAAACCCAGUGGUUAUGAUUGACAGAGAGAAGCAAAGACUGGCUGAACUUUUGAAGGACUUAGAUGAUGGAGAUUCGGGACUGUCCAGUUCUGAGGGUGAUCAGUCUGGUUGGCUGGUCCCAGGAGAAGGAUACACAUUUGCAGCCACCCAGCAUCAGCAGCUUGCUGAAAUUCAUACAAAACUCCAAGAACUAGCUGCAGUCCGCCCAAUAAUUCCCAGCUUUUCUCCAAGACUUGAAAAUCAGAAUGAUCAGGAACAUGACCUUCAUGAUGAAAAAAAUACAGAAAUAACUCCAGGAGAAAGAGUCCUGCAGAAAAACAAAGAGGAACGGGAUCAGCAAAAUCGACUGAGAGAGAUAGAUGAAAAGCUGAGAAAGAUCAAGGAAAAUGUGGCAGAUUUGGCAAUGACCUCUGUGGCUGCAGCUUCAGAAGAAAGCAAAAUGAUGUACUUUGGUCUUGGUGUCAGUUGGGAACCAAAAGAAUUUGAUUCCACAUCACUUCUCUCUGAGGAACAGUUGAGGUGUCUUCUGGAUGAAUGCACAUUCAAACAAAAGUCCAUCAUGAGGCUUUCUUCUGACAGAGAAAAUGAAGAUAUUGAGGACGUAACAUCAGAGUUCCCCAAGCUUUCUAGAUCUAUCCUCUCUAAGUUACUAAAUAGAUCAGAAGCAGAGGUCCAGAAAACUGAGGUAGAGGAUGAAGAUAUGCUCGAGAAUGUAGAAUGUAAAGUUGAUGAACAGUGCUAUCUCACAGAAGCCCUGACUGGGCAUUAUAUAUCAGAAGCUUUUGUAAUUGACACAGAGAAUAUGAAAUGCCUCCAAUUUUCCAAGAAUGAGGUUAUUAGUGAUGCAGAAGACUACUUUAUGUCAAAGACUGUUGGCAUUGGGAGAUUGAAAAGGCCUUCCUUCUUGGAUGAUCCACUGUAUGGUGUCAAUGUGAGCCUUUCAUCAGAAGACCAACAUCUGAAACUGAGUUUUCCUGGGAAACCAACAACAGAUGAACAGGAGACUGAAGAUGUAGUGGAAGAAUGUGAAGAAUCUUAAGCAAGGACCUCCUGGGAUGUGUUCUGAAGAAAGUUGGUAAUGAAGUUAAAGUCUAUUUCUUUCUGAAUUCUUUGAAUUUAAUGAAUGCAUUAUAGAGACUAUUUCUUAUGAUUUUGACAUUGGGGCUGGGGUAGAGUGUUUAUCUUGCAAGCACAAGAUCCUGGGUUCAAUCCCCAGCACCAAAACGAACAAACAAACAAACAAAUAAAUAAAAACUAAAAACCUUCUUGCUUUGUAAAUUACAUUUCCUUGCUAUUUUUUGAGACUUGGGGUACAAUUGUUCAAUGAUUUUUCUUCAUUGAAAUUUCUGGGAAAUUUGUAAGUAUGUUGCUAAUCUUGCAACAUCAGGGACACAGUUAUAAAAACCAACAUUGUAACAUAUGGGUGUGUGUUAAACUAGUGAAAGUGGUAUGAUUGAUGAUUGUUCUAUAUUUGAUUCUUUUUCUUUUUUAUUUGAUUAUGUUGUCAAUUGUGCCUUUUCUGUUAACCUUCUCACUAAGGGUAGAAAAACAUUUCUAUUUCAUUUCUUUUAGUGUCACAGUUUUCCCCCUCUGUCCUUAAAGAGACAAAAGGCAAUCAGGCCACAGGAAGAAAUGAAUUUUGUCAACAUUAAGGGAGCUUAUAGUAACUUAUUAGCCAUAAUACUUUUCUUAAGUAGUUUAACAAGUUAUUUGAUAUAUUCUUUCAGUUUAGUCCAUUCUUUCAGAGUUAGAGCCUUUGAGAAUUUAGCAAGAUGAGCAACAAAAGUCUGUGCUACCAUUAAAAGAAAAGUUUUGUCUUUUUUUUUAAACCUUUAUUUUUUAAUUUAUUUUUUUAUGUGGUGCUGAGGAUUGAACCCAGGGCCUCACACUUGCUAGGCGAGCACUCUACCGCUGAGCCACAACCCUAGCCUCAAGUUUUGUCUUUUUAUAAGUAAUUUACCUAGAUUCAUUGGAAAAAUUUAUGUGAAUAUCCCAUAAGCUGAAUUGGCAUUAAAUUAAAACUAAAAAUCUAAUUUAUUUCAGCCAAAAAAUGAGCUGGAUAUUGUGCUGCUUCUAAUAAAAUUUGGAGUAAUA